Molecule: messenger RNA, 3137 nt
Organism: Leptinotarsa decemlineata (Colorado potato beetle)
Lineage: Eukaryota; Metazoa; Arthropoda; Insecta; Coleoptera; Chrysomelidae
Product: glycine dehydrogenase (decarboxylating), mitochondrial
Biological process (GO): glycine decarboxylation via glycine cleavage system
Cellular component (GO): mitochondrion; glycine cleavage complex
Molecular function (GO): glycine binding; glycine dehydrogenase (decarboxylating) activity; pyridoxal phosphate binding
Source: RefSeq, a predicted model, not a curated record
CGUGUCUUGUCUAUCUCGAUUUAUCUCUUUCACAGUAAUGACCUAUACCCUCGAACAUUUAUUGAAAUUGUGACUCGGAAAAAUAUCUGUAAGUUUGCAAUAGUCACUCAUUCAAACAAGAUUUACGUUUUUAUUAGGUUAAAUUUCCGAUAUGUAUAGAGUUAUUAUUCGGACAAAGAAAUGUGCGAAACUCGCUAACCCGAUACGUCUCCUGAGUGCCGUUCCCCCCAAAACCGAGGGGCCGUUAUUCUCCACGAAAGAUGAUUUUCCGAAUAGGCAUAUCGGCCCCAGGGAAAGUGACAUCAUUACAAUGCUGGAUACCUUGGGAUAUAAGAGCCUGGAUGAGUUGACCGAGAAAGCUGUUCCUAAAAAUAUAAGUCUGAAUAAACAACUGGACAUUGAGGAACCAAUCGGUGAAUACGAACUGAUCAACCGAAUACGUGAAAUAGCUGAAAAAAACAAGAUUUGGAGGUCGUACAUUGGAAUGGGAUACCACAACUGUUGCGUACCGCACACCAUAAUGAGGAACAUUUUCGAAAAUCCUGGCUGGACCACGCAAUAUACACCCUAUCAGCCUGAGAUUGCGCAGGGUCGCCUGGAAGGCCUCCUCAACUACCAAACAAUGGUCAGCGAGCUAACUGGCUUGGAAGUAGCGAACGCUUCCCUCCUCGAUGAGGGUACCGCCGCUGCAGAAGCUCUUUCUUUGUGCUUCCGACAAAACAAGAGGAGGAAACUGCUGGUAUCGAGCUUGCUUCAUCCUCAGACUAUUUCGGUGGUAGAAACGAGGUGCGAGUCUUUGGGACUCACCGUGGAGGUCGUGGAUGUUUUCGAGGCUGACUUUUCCAAUAGGGACGUUGCCGGAGUUUUGUUUCAGUAUCCCGAUACUGAAGGAAAUGUACAGGAUUUCAGUGCUUUGAGUGAAAAUGCGCAUUCACAUGGAACCCUGGUUUGCUGUGCAACAGAUUUACUAAGCUUGACUCUCCUGCGGCCUCCAAGCGAAUUUGGGGCAGAUAUAGCCAUCGGUACAUCUCAACGUUUAGGGGUACCAUUGGGUUAUGGUGGACCUCAUGCUGGAUUCUUUGCUUGCAGUCAGUCAUUGGUUAGACUGAUGCCGGGAAGAAUGAUAGGAGUUACCAGAGAUGCAGCUGGAAGGGACGGUUAUCGGUUGGCUCUACAAACUAGGGAGCAGCAUAUAAGGAGAGAUAAAGCCACGAGUAAUAUAUGCACUGCUCAGGCUCUUCUGGCCAACAUGUCUGCCAUGUUUGCGGUUUACCACGGACCCCAAGGCCUCAAGGAUAUCGCCACCAAGAUUCACAAUAUGACCUUGAUAUUACAUUAUGGUCUCCAAAAGGACGGAAAUAUCUUGCCCAAUGAAUACUUCUUCGAUACCUUAACCAUCAAGCCCAAACUGGACAUAGCCGAGAUCAAAUCCCGCGCAGAAUCCAAACGAAUUAACCUCCGCUACAACGAAAAUGGAUCUGUGGGCGUCUCCCUAGACGAAUCCGUCACCUCCCGAGACGUGAACGACCUCUUUUACGUCUUCGGCUGCUCGGAAACAAUAGAGAAUCUCUUGGACAACCCCACGGUCAGACAAAGAUCAAUUUCAAGAAGCGAUUUCAAGAGAACGUCAUCGUUUCUAACUCACCCCGUGUUCAACUCCCACCACUCCGAGACCAAGAUAGUCAGGUACAUGAAGAUCCUGGAGAACAAGGACAUCUCCCUAGUGCACAGCAUGAUCCCACUCGGGUCUUGCACCAUGAAGCUCAACUCGACUACGGAGAUGAUGCCGUGCUCCUUUAGGCACUUCACGGAGAUACAUCCUUUCGCGCCGAAGGAGCAAACCCUGGGCUAUCACCAGCUGUUCGCAGAGCUGGAAAAAGACCUCUGCGCCAUCACGGGGUACGACAAGAUCAGUUUUCAGCCCAACAGUGGGGCCCAGGGCGAGUACGCUGGGCUGAGGGCGAUUCAGAGCUAUCACGAGGCGAGAGGUGAUAGAAACAGAGAAGUGUGUUUAAUACCGGUUAGUGCUCAUGGUACCAAUCCCGCAAGUGCCCAAAUGGCCGGCAUGCAAGUGGAACCCGUCAAGGUGCGACAAGAUGGCACCAUAGACGUAGAAGACUUGAAACAAAAAGCCGAAAAGUUCAGAGACAAGCUCUCCUGCAUGAUGAUAACCUACCCUUCAACUAACGGCGUGUUCGAAGAAACCGUAGCGGAUAUUUGCGACAUAAUUCACGAAAACGGAGGUCAAGUCUACUUGGACGGGGCCAAUAUGAACGCGCAGGUCGGGCUCUGUAGGCCGGGAGACUACGGAAGCGAUGUGUCCCACCUAAACCUUCACAAGACUUUUUGCAUCCCCCAUGGCGGAGGGGGACCCGGCAUGGGUCCCAUCGCGGUCAAGUCUCACUUGGCCCCUUUCCUCCCAGGCCACCCAGUCAUCAACCCCCUGGGGGAGCAGAAUUCAACUUCGUUCGGGGUAGUUAGCGCGGCCCCAUUCGGUUCAAGCGCCAUUCUACCCAUCUCCUGGGCCUACAUCAAGAUGAUGGGACCGCGGGGCCUCAGAAAAGCAACCCAGGUGGCAAUCCUCAACGCCAACUACAUGUCCAAAGUGUUGGAGCCUCACUAUGAUACCCUCUUCAAGAGUUCCUCUUCCAACCUGGUCGCCCACGAGUUCAUCAUAGACACCAGAGUAUUCAAGAAGACUGCCAACAUAGAGGUUGCUGACAUAGCCAAGCGAUUGAUGGACUUUGGAUUCCACUCUCCAACCAUGAGCUGGCCGGUGGCGGGGACUCUGAUGGUAGAGCCUACUGAAUCCGAAGACAAACAGGAGCUGGACAGGUUCUGCGAGUCCAUGAUCACCAUCAGACAGGAGAUCAGGGAUAUAGAGGAGGGCAGGUCCGAUAUACGGAUCAACCCGCUGAAGAUGGCACCUCAUACCGCCGAGCAGGUGAUCAGCAGUUCUUGGGAGCGACCAUAUUCCAGGGAGCAGGCAGCUUUUCCGGCUCCUUUCGUAAAGCCAGAAACGAAAUUUUGGCCCUCUGUAGCGAGAAUAGACGAUAUGUAUGGAGAUAAACAUUUGGUGUGCACUUGUCCACCUAUUUUGGAUGCUUAUUUAUAAUUAUUAAAUUAUUUGAACUCAA